AUGAAGGUCAAGGCGCGACAGCGCGGCGCCCGAAAUUCCGCUGGCCAAAGUCAGCACGAUGCAGCAGCCUCGCAGAACCACAACGAACAGUUAAUUAGCAGUAGUCAGGAGCUGCCCUUGACCUCGGGACGUGGCGACGGAAGCACCAGCAACGCCGCUGCAGGUGGCUCAUCGACUGCCGCUUCCGGGCACUCAACAAAAGCGGCGCAAGGAUCAGCUACGUCUCUCGUUCCGGCAGCAGCAUCCAGGCCCCCACUGGUGAUUGGAACCACCAGUGCAGCCGCCCGACCAACACCCCCCAGUCGCGCCCUCACUCAGCAGCAGCUGCGAAAGCAGCGCCAACAGCAACGGAAUCUGCUCCCACCCGUCCGAGCGCGGGGCGGCCGACAGGCCGCUCGCGACGGCCCCAGAGGCGCUGCCGCGGCUACCUCUGGCCGCGGCGGCAUCAGCAUCAACAGCCGCUCAGCUAGCUUCCCCUCCGCACCCUCCGCGGCGGAGCUGGAUGCGGCUGUGCGGGCGGUGGAGCGGGCGCUGGAGGACGGACCCGUGGGUCGCGAGCGACUGCAAGCGAUGUCAGUGGAGCAGCCUGACCUCUACUCCCAGGUCAUUUUGGCGCUGUUUCAAAAGACCCAGAGCCUAGAGCUUAUUUCCAAGAUGCCGAUGCCCAUGAUACCUGAGCCGGAUUUCCUGUUGGAACCCCCGCUGCCGCCCGGCCCCGACUACGAAGAUCUGGAUCUUGCAUGGGACGAAGGUGAGGAAGGCGACGAGCUGGACCGUUGGGAGGCCAUGAUGGCGGCGGCGGGUGAGUACGGCAACCUGUACGACAUGCCGUACGAUCUGGAUGGUGUUGAUGCCCCUUUUCCCGUUGAGCCGCCCUUCCCGGACUUUGACUACGAGCCGGAGUUUGAUGACGACGAUUAUGGUGACAUGUACGAGGAUGAGUACGAGAGUGAGAUGUACGACGAUGAGGGUGAUGAGGAGGAUGGAGAGGAUGGGGAGGAAGGGGAUGGGUUGGGGUACCUUGAAAACAAGGCAGGGGAGGCCGGAGAAGGCUCGUAUCUAGAUGGCGAGGAUAAGGAGCAGAAGGGCGGGGUGGAGCAGGGCGAGUGGAUUAGGCAGGAGUUCAAGGAGUACGGCAAGUACGACAAGUACGGCAGCGCGUUGGAAACAAAGCCGGCCAUGUUGGCCACGGGACGCACUGGGGCUUAUAGCCAGCGCGCGGCGGAUGGGAGUGAGUACGACGAGCGACCAUCAUUGCCGUACACAACCACUUCCGUACAUCUGGAUGCGGUGCUGGGCACUGACCCCGCCUACGAUUGCGAAGGCGGCCUUGUAAGCGGGCUCCGGAACCUUCACGUGACUGGGACAUCGAAGCAGCCACCGCAAUCCCCGGUUUUGUAG
This is a messenger RNA of Volvox carteri f. nagariensis, 1401 nucleotides long. RefSeq lists its product as uncharacterized. The transcript has a single exon. The coding region runs from base 1 to 1401 and encodes 466 amino acids. The record is from RefSeq and is a predicted model, not a curated record. NCBI's taxonomy places the organism in Eukaryota, Viridiplantae, Chlorophyta, Chlorophyceae, Chlamydomonadales, Volvocaceae.